Molecule: messenger RNA, 384 nt
Organism: Hydatigera taeniaeformis
Lineage: Eukaryota; Metazoa; Platyhelminthes; Cestoda; Cyclophyllidea; Taeniidae
Source: the annotation of a GenBank genome assembly
AUGGCUUGGAAGGUGGUAUUGGGCAUGGCUGUCAUGAAGACGUUGAAGGACGACGAUGCUGAAGACAGAAAAAGCAGAGAUGGGGCAGAGGAGGAGGAGGGGAAGGAGAGCUACGCCAUUUUCAUCUACAAUGUGAUACGGCAGGUGACACUGGAGGCAGGCAUCUUGUCGAAGGUGAUGCCGAUCAUGAACUCAAGCAUGAACGACAUUAUUAUGUGGAUUGCAGCCGAGCCGAGUAGGUUGGCACAUUAUAAAGGAGAUCGGCAGUCACGAGCAGAGAGUUAUAGGCUGCUUCUGCUGCUGCUGCUUCUGCCUGGUGAGUUGGCGAAGGACGUGGUGUCGGAGGUCACCAAGGCUGUAACCAAGUGCACCAGCUCCAUGUAG